UCUCUCACUUCUCACUUUAGAAGCCACGAAAGUUAAAGGUAAGAAAGUUGUUCUUCUUCUCCCAUAACUAAAAAUAUUUCCCAGACUCAACCACGUGCAGAGUUAGCCUCAGGUUAGGCUAACGCUAACCAUAAUGUAUGUUACUGUCAAAAUGUUACAAAUAACAAUAAGUUUGCCUCUGUAUAUUAUAAAUUAUAAUUAGUUGUAACUGAUAUAAGAACAGAUAAAAGAUUGUAUAUCCAUCAAAAGGAGGGACCAAUAAUCAUUUUCUGUAGGGGGGUUUCAACAACAAUAUUUUGGAUAAUGUUAGUACACAAGUCAACAAAUAUAUAGGUUUUGUCCUAUUUAUAAAUCUAGUGAGGAAUUGAGACAUAAUAAUAUUUAAAGGACUAUUGAGGUCGUCAUGAAUCAUGAAGCACUUGACAUUAAAAAAAAAAAUGUGUCUGGACGAUUAAAGUACAGUUUGUACAUUUUGAAGAUUUAACAGGAGAUUGUUGCAGAAGUGACACCCGCUCAUCCAGGAACACAAAAAUUAUUAAUGUUAUAUAUUCAAGUUUCCAUGGUGACUUGUCAAACUUUGAUGUUUACCACGAAACAGGAAUUUGUUUUAACUCAAAUUUACAAAGUCUAAUCUUAACUGAACUUCACGUUUGAUACUGAAUAUAAAGAUGGACAAAAAGACAGCUUCCCCCAAAGUGACGUGUUUUUCUAACAAUUUUUUUUCCCCUUUCUUUCCGAGAUAAAAAUCCAGUUUUUCGAACUUUUUUUCCUCUUCCAAAUUAAAAGCAUGUAAAAAGCUGUUUUUAUUUUGAAAUUGAAGUUCCUGAAUAGACGCGGACUUACUGUUAAGAAUCUGUAACUUCACAAAGGAAACGUUUUAUGUUUAGCGACCCUCCCAAGAGGCACAAGAUCUUACUGUGGGGUUUUUGGAAGUUUCAAAUAAACCUGAAAACAUCAGUUGAAAGUCUCGACUGUCUUUCGGGGACAUGCUACAGAUAGGUAGAGGAUAGUUUUCUUUUUUGUCCCGUUAGUGGCUUUAUUAUGGAAGAUUGAUGUGUAGUUCCUGUUAUAAGCAGGUUGGUGGAUGGGACUCUUGUUUUGAAAGGGUUCUGACGGAAGAGAGUUCUUUCAAUGGAGAAGAUUUGAAGUGGGAAAUAAACGAGUGUGAUGAUUCAAUAACCAUCUCUCGUGUCCUCUCUGGGCUGAGGCCUCCUGACAGCAUAAGAGAACAAACCGCUCGUCUGCAUUGGUCAUUUGUAGUUCACUUUUAUUUAUAUAGAAGGAGAGUCUGACCAUUUUAAGCGACGCUACGUCUAUGGACGGGAAUGCAAAACGCCGCCUGUUCAACGCUGCUCACAGCUUCAGUUGAGGAGGAUUCAGGUUUGGUGGGAACAGACACUAAAGUCAAAAUUCACAGUUUGUACAAAACAAAAGUUACUUCUUUGUUUAAUGUUUAAUCUAACAGCUUCUGGCUCAGCAAGCAGUUCAGUGGAAAGAGGAAGGAAGUUGGUUUGAAGUCACAGACGAGAGCAGCAGCUACUAUGAGUGUAACUGCAGCAGCCAGUGGAUUUGUUGUCCUUCUUCUCACUGUGACAGUGGUGCAGGGUGAGGAUCCCUGGGGGGUGAGGUGCACUCCGACUCAGAUCUGUGCUGUAAAAGGAUCGAAGGUGCAAAUACGCUGCUCCUACUGGCACCCAUCCAGAGUAGAUGACCAUGAUGUUGCAGUGGAGAAAACAUUCUGGUUUACUAAAGUGCAGGAUAGUGAACCUGUGGAUCUGAGAUCAGCCUCUGAGUACACAGGUCGUGUGAAGUAUGACUGUGGAAACAAGGCCUGCACUCUGACCAUCACAGACCUGAGAGACAGCGACUCUGAUGUGUACCAGUUCAGCUUCACAACCAACCAACCUACUGGGAGUUUUACUGGUUCACCUGGAGUCUCCUUGUCUGUCACAGGUGUCCAGGUGCUCACCACAAAAUUAUCAGCUUGCAAGACGUAUGACUGUUCAUGGUCACGUGUGGAGUGUCAAACCAGUUGUUCUCCAACUCCCAGUCCGUCCUACAUCUGGUUCAAGAACGGACAAAAGACAUCGGGAGAAAAAUCUUAUAACGACUACUUUUAUUCAGCAGACAGUAUUUCCUGUGCUGUGAGAGGCCACGAGGAUUUCCCCUCUGCUCCAGUGUGUGUCCAUGGAAAUUCAUGUGACAGAGUGAAUUACAUCAACAGGAACAUCUGUGCCUUUAAAGGCUCCUCAGUGGACAUCUCUUGCAGUUACAACAGUCACUAUUAUUCUAUCACAUCUAAGUCCUGGUUGGUUGCUGAGCGUAAGGAUGUGCAGCUGUAUCGUCCUCAAGCUGUGGACUUACUCAACGACCCAGAGUUCACAGCUCGUGUUCAGGUCCUUGAUCCAGAGCCAGGGCGCUCCACUCUGAGGAUAAUGAACCUGAGACUGAGCGAUUCAGCCCAGUAUCGCUUCACAUUCAAAUCACAGAAGUUUGAAUGGGAGAGAAGUUUCCCUGGCACAACUCUGACUGUCACAGAUCCAGAUGUUCAGGUGAUCUGUUCUCCGAUUGGUCCAACACUGACUUGUCACAGCAGCUGUCUUCUCUCUGCUCGUCCCUCCUUUGUCUGGUUCAAGAAUGGAAGAGAAGUUCACGGGGAAACGUCUCCAACUUUCAGGGGACUCCUUCACCCUGAAAACAACUAUUCCUGUGCUUAUGAGCAUCACCACUCGUCCCCUGUGUAUGCUCCGAAGGCUCCUUUAGUGCAGCUGAGUCAACCUGGAGACAUUCUGAAGGACAGCUCGGUGUCUCUGACCUGCAGCAGUGAUGCUAACCCACCCCCUGCAUACACCUGGUACAAGGAGAACCAGACUUUGCUCAACAGAGCAGCUCAGCUGGUUUUCAGAUCCAUCAGGUCGUCUGACUCUGGAGAAUAUUACUGCACAGCUGAGAAUGCGCUGGGGAAGACAACGUCUAAACGUGUCUUAAUAAAUGUGAAAUAUGCUCCACAGUCCUCCUCUGUGUCAGUGAGUCCCUCUGGUGAGAUCAUGGAGGGCAGCUCGGUGAAUCUGACCUGCAGCAGUGAUGCUAACCCAGCAGCUAACUACACCUGGUACAAGGAGAACCGAGCUCUGCUUCAAGGACCAGAGGGUGUUUAUCGUCUCUCCUCCAUCAGCUCUGGGGACAGCGGGGUCUACUCCUGCAAGUCUGAGAAUCAGUACGGACGGAUCAACUCCACGUCUCUACACUUAGACGUCCAGUACGCUCCAAAGCCUCCCUCUGUGUCAGUGAGUCCCUCUGGUGAGAUCAUGGAGGGCAGCUCAGUGACUCUGACCUGCAGCAGUGAUGCUAACCCAGCAGCUCACUACACCUGGUACAAGGAGGACGAGGACUCACCAACAGCAUCAGGACAAAACUUCACCAUCACUAAUAUCACAGCUGAACAUGGUGGAAAGUAUCAGUGUGAGGCCCAGAACACACACGGACGUAGUAACACCACCUUACAUCUGACUGUUGGAGCAGGGAAGUUAGUGAUGAUCAUGCAUAUCAUCUGGGUGACUCUGGUGGUGGUCGUGCUGGUUCUAGUGCUGGUCUGGACUCUGUGGACGAGGAUGAAGAAAACUCUGAGCUUGAAAUCAGAAGUGAAUGAAGCUGUGGAGAUGAAAGAGUCACACAACUGUCCUGUGUAUGAGAACUUCACUGCUGCAGCACAGACAGAAGACACAGAGGAUUAUGAAAACCUGGUGUGGAGAUAAACAGAACCAAGAUGGACGACUUCAAAGAACUUCCGUACAAGCGAGUUUUACAGAAACCAUAGUGUGUAAUUAUUAAAUACAAGAAAUCUGUCCAAGCAACAAAAUAUCUGAGUGCAAGCGCAGAGUUUGAGCACAAGCAGAGCAAAUCUAAGCACCAGCAGGAGCUGUGUGAGUGCAAGCUCAGGGUUUUGAGUAAAAACACCACGAAAUCUGAACGUGCAAGUCCAGCUCUCAAACUAAAAGACCACGCUUUUUAAGGAAGAGGAUAACACCCAUACAGUUCCUUUCUACUCAUGGUUUCCUGUUUACUUUUCUCCUCAGGUGCACUGUGAUUGGUUGAUGAAAGUAUUUAGGAGGGAACAGGAAGUAUCUAUCUCUUUCUAUCCCCGGUUGCAGCAGCAGUUUGUACAGCAUGACCUUUAGAGCAAGAGCAUUGUUGUGUUGUGUCUUUUCUUUUUCUUCUCUGAUGGGUCCAAACAUCCAGUUUUCACAGCUUUAUUUUGAAGGAAGAUUCUCAGUUCCUACGACCCUUUGUGGGGCUUUCUUUUGUCCAUUUUGCCGGCCUGUUGUUGAAAUUGAUGUCUUUUCUACAAUACAUUUACCUUUUUUUUUGCUGUUACCCUCUGAACUAUGUUGGACGUCUUGGUGAUGAGCCUUUGAGGCUGUGGUAACACCACGUGACUCAGCUUGUGUCUUAUACAUGAUAUUAAUGUGGUUAUUACAUGGAUAAUGAAUUAUUAUGUAUCGUGAUUUUAUGAUUCUUUCUUAAAUAAAUGUUUUUGGUCUUUUGUUUUCA
Molecule: messenger RNA, 4551 nt
Organism: Pleuronectes platessa (European plaice)
Lineage: Eukaryota; Metazoa; Chordata; Actinopteri; Pleuronectiformes; Pleuronectidae
Product: sialoadhesin-like
Exons: 13
Coding region: 1542-3755 (737 amino acids)
Source: RefSeq, a predicted model, not a curated record